Danio rerio (zebrafish) is the source of this 1469-nucleotide messenger RNA. It is a transcript of the gene gdap1, whose product is annotated as ganglioside induced differentiation associated protein 1. Gene Ontology annotation, cellular component: mitochondrial outer membrane; cytoplasm. Lineage: Eukaryota; Metazoa; Chordata; Actinopteri; Cypriniformes; Danionidae. The record is from RefSeq and is marked provisional.
GAUAAGAUGGCGGUGGAAAACAUCGGAGAAGGAGAAUCUCAGGAUGAGAAGGAAAUCCUUAUUAAAAAAGAUGCACAAGACAGCGGUGAGAUUGUCGAGAGCACAAAAACUAAAGCAUCCAAACUAAUAUUGUAUCACUGGACUCAAUCGUUCAGCUCUCAGAAGGUGAGGCUGGCAAUAGCUGAGAAAGGUCUGCAGUGUGAGGAUUAUGAUGUGAGUCUUCCUCUGAGUGAGCACAAUGAGCCCUGGUUUAUGCGUCUGAACCCCACUGGAGAAGUGCCUGUGCUGGUGCAUGACAAUCAUGUCAUCUGUGAUCCCACACAAAUCAUGGACUAUCUGGAGCAGAACUUCUGUGAUGAACAAACUCCAAAGCUGAUCCCAGAAGAGGGAAGCACGUAUUAUCAUCGAGUACAGCAUUACAGAGAACUGCUGGACUCCCUGCAGAUGGAUGCCUACACCCACGGCUGUAUUCUCCACCCAGAGAUCACCGUAGACUCCCACAUACCAGCCUAUGCCACUACACACAUUCGCACACAGAUUGGAAACACUGAAUCUGAGCUGAAGAAACUAGCAGUAGAGAAUCCUGAUCUUAAAGAUGCUUAUAUUGCAAAACAAAGGCGUCUAAAAAGUAAAUUAUUUGACCAUGAUAACAUGAAAUACCUAAAGAAGCUCCUGGAUGAACUAGAGAAUGUUCUGGAUCAAGUUGAGACGGAGCUGCAGAGGAGGAGUGAGGAGACACCAGAAGAGGGCAGUCAGCAGGCUUGGCUCUGUGGAGAUUUCUUCAGUAUUGCUGAUGUCUCCCUCGCUGUCACCCUUCACCGCCUCAAGUUCCUAGGCCUGUCCCGACGCUACUGGGGAAAUGGGAUGAGAGUCAACCUGGAGACCUAUUACGAACGUGUCCUGGAUCGGCCCACAUUUCGCAGAGUGCUUGGACAUGUCAAUAACAUCCUCAUAUCCGCUGUGCUGCCCACUGCAUUCAGGGUGGCAAAGAAGAAGGCUCCAGCAUUUGUUGGUGCCACACUAUUGGUUGGGUUGAUCGGGGGCGCCACUUAUUUGGCUUUCAUUUAUUUUAAAAAGAGACUUCUUGUGUCUUAAGAGAGCUACCGAGACUCAUUCAGCUUUGCUUAUACUAAAACAGAUUGAUGACGGUUGCACAAAAAGCUAUUUUAGGCCAUAAUAAGAUGUGAGGUAGUUUUGAAAACACACACACGCACAAUGUAUCUUUUUAGUGCAAUGUUCAUUAAACCAACUUACAUGGGUUCAAUUAUAUGCUGUCCUUCAUGGCCUAAAUGUGUUUUGUGCUAAUCAUAAUUACAGAAAAAUCAGAGUACACUGAUUUCCUAGCAUUAACCAUAUAUACAGUAAAUAUAUGUAAUUAGGAUAAAACAUUUGUCUGUUUUACACUGGUCAAAUCAUAUGCUAUAUACAACAGUUUGUCUUCACUGAAAAAUUAAAUACAAUAAAUCAUA